Acipenser ruthenus (sterlet) is the source of this 1384-nucleotide messenger RNA. RefSeq names its product methionine aminopeptidase 1-like. The transcript is spliced from 12 exons. NCBI's taxonomy places the organism in Eukaryota, Metazoa, Chordata, Actinopteri, Acipenseriformes, Acipenseridae. The coding region runs from base 81 to 1265 and encodes 394 amino acids. Gene Ontology annotation, molecular function: metalloaminopeptidase activity. Gene Ontology annotation, biological process: proteolysis. The record is from RefSeq and is a predicted model, not a curated record.
CUCCUCCCUGAUCGAGGUCCUCAUCAUCGCUGGGCCCCUCCUCUUGUCCCUUUUUGCUCUGCCUGCAUCUCAGUGUCAGCAUGGCGGCUUUAGAAACCCGAGCGUGUGAGACUGAUGGCUGUAGCAGUGAGGCCAAACUGCAGUGCCCAACCUGCAUCAAGCUGGGGAUCCAGGGUUCCUACUUCUGUUCACAGGAAUGUUUUAAAGGGAGCUGGGUUACCCACAAGCUGCUUCACAAAAAAGCAAAAGAAGAUAAGACGAAUCAGGAUUCAAGCAAAGGUGUAGAGAAUGAUGUCAAUACAGACCCCUGGCCUGGCUAUCGAUUUACAGGCAAACUGCGGCCCUGCUAUCCACUGACUCCAAUGAGGCCUGUACCGAGCUAUAUCCAGAGACCUGAUUACGCUGAUCAUCCAUUAGCUGCAGAAGUGGGCCUCAUGGCAGGAAUGUCUGAGUCAGAGCAAUCCCUAAAGGGCACCUCCCAAAUUAAAAUCCUUUCUUCAGAAGAUAUAGAAGGAAUGAGGGUGGUGUGCAAGCUUGCUAGGGAAGUGCUGGAUAUAGCCUCUUUGAUGAUAAAGCCAGGGAUUACUACUGAAGAGAUUGACCAUGCUGUGCAUCUGGCAUGUACUGCUAGAAACUGCUAUCCUUCUCCACUAAAUUAUUACAACUUUCCCAAGUCCUGCUGUACGUCGGUAAACGAAGUGAUCUGCCAUGGAAUUCCAGACGGCAGAUCCCUGGAAGAUGGAGAUAUUUUAAAUGUGGAUAUAACUGUGUAUCGCAAUGGGUACCAUGGGGAUCUUAACGAGACCUUCUUUGUUGGGGAAGUGGAUGAGGCAGCCAAGAAAUUAGUGCAGACUACUUUCGAAUGCCUAAUGCAAUCCAUUGAUUCAGUAAAGCCAGGUGUUCGUUACAGGGAGCUGGGCAACAUAAUCCAGAAACAUGCACAAGCCAAUGGGUUUUCUGUAGUAAGAAGCUACUGUGGACACGGUAUUCAUAAACUGUUCCACACUGCACCAAAUGUGCCACAUUAUGCUAAAAACAAGGCUGUUGGGGUGAUGAAGCCAGGGCAUGUGUUCACCAUAGAGCCAAUGAUUUGUGAAGGUGGUUGGCAGGAUGAGACCUGGCCGGACGGUUGGACUGCAGUGACCCGUGAUGGGAAGCGGUCUGCCCAGUUUGAGCACACUCUACUGGUGACCGAGACUGGCUGCGAGAUCCUUACUCGACGCUUGGAAGACAACGGGCGCCCGCACUACAUGUCACACAUUUAGGGGUUGCUGCUGUCACUCUAGGCCUUUUGUCUCUGUGCAGGGCACUGUUUACAUUACAGUAACAGACUGCAGUGCCUGUGGGAUUGUUUUGCUCUCCUCUUUUUUUUUUUUUUUUUUUU